AUGGAAGUCCUUCAGAGGCCCCCCUCAGCCAGCUCCUUCACACCCCUCGCAGAACAUCAAUCACGCACCCCCCAAUCCUUCUAUGGUGGCCCGCCAGUACUGCAUUACCACAGCUCACGAUGCAAAGUUGUCAUUCUGGAGAGCGAUCUCAGCGCUUCACCAGCGUUGAAUACUCUCCGUGGGGGAGCAGCUGUCGUCAAUGGAUCGUCGGGAGCUGCCCAUGAGUCGCAAGAAAGAAAAGACAUUGUAAUUGAUGGAGUUGAUGUAUUUGUGACAUCUGACAAAUUCCUCCUAUACCGGCCCGAAGCGAAUUCUGGCAUCGCCUUACCCUAUCCAGUCAUCUCGCUCCACGCAAUCCAACGACUCCGUCUACCAGACACACCCGAAGACGAAGCGGAGGUGCAAGGACUCUACAUGCAAAUUGCCAACCCAACGCCUGCCGACGGAAUGGGCGCCGAAGAAGAUGAAGAAGAAGACAGCAUCACGCUGACUCUUGUCCCUACAUCCGUGACCGAGUCCGCUACCUCUGCCCUCGGCUCAUAUUCAGCGGGUACCGAAACGGCUGCUCUCAUAGCUGAGGAAAUGGCAGCUGAGCAAGGAAACACAGAAAUCAAACCGGAAGAGACUGCAACACAGGCCCUAUACGCAGCCGUAUCCGCCUGCUCAAACUUACACCCAGACCCUGUCGUGCCUGGCGAAGAAGGUGACGAAGACUAUGAUGGCAACUACGAAGACUCGACUGAACAGCCGGGAUUUGGGGGAACAUUGCAAGCUGCUGGGUUGGUCAUACCGGGUGCUUCUGAUGGUGGACUACCGCCUCCGGUCGAUGGUAGUUCGGGUUGGAUCACUGCCGAAAACAUGCAUGAGUAUUUUGACGAGGAGGGUAAUUGGAUAGCUGAUUCGGAGCCUCCUACCCUACCAGGCUUGGGCCCGGGAGCUGGUAAUGUGCAUACUCGAAAUGAUGACGAUCAAGUCGAUAAUGGUAACGGAGAAGAGAAUGGGGACGAAGAGACGAAAUGGCGAAGGACUGACUGA
This is a messenger RNA of Talaromyces amestolkiae, 1035 nucleotides long. RefSeq lists its product as uncharacterized. The coding region runs from base 1 to 1035 and encodes 344 amino acids. Gene Ontology annotation, biological process: mRNA cis splicing, via spliceosome. NCBI's taxonomy places the organism in Eukaryota, Fungi, Ascomycota, Eurotiomycetes, Eurotiales, Trichocomaceae. The record is from RefSeq and is a predicted model, not a curated record. Gene Ontology annotation, cellular component: cytosol; spliceosomal complex. The transcript has 2 exons.